Molecule: messenger RNA, 1283 nt
Organism: Erinaceus europaeus (western European hedgehog)
Lineage: Eukaryota; Metazoa; Chordata; Mammalia; Eulipotyphla; Erinaceidae
Gene: OSTF1
Product: osteoclast stimulating factor 1
Exons: 11
Coding region: 145-801 (218 amino acids)
Biological process (GO): signal transduction
Molecular function (GO): protein binding
Source: RefSeq, a predicted model, not a curated record
CUGCCACUUCCCGGUCCGGGCGUGGGGCGGGCGGGGCGCAGAGCUGCGGAGCGGGGCGAAGGCGCUUUGGGGCCGGGUGUGCAGCGGUAGGCGCUUUGCAGCUUUCGUGUGCAGCCUCUCCGAUCGGCGGCUCCAGGAAGCGACAUGUCCAAGCCGCCCCCCAAACCAGCCAAGCCAGGACAAGUUAAAGUAUUCAGAGCUCUGUAUACAUUUGAACCCAGAACUCCAGAUGAAUUGUACUUUGAAGAAGGCGAUAUUAUUUACAUUACUGACAUGAGUGACACCAAUUGGUGGAAAGGCACCUCCAAGGGAAGGACGGGAUUAAUCCCAAGCAACUAUGUGGCUGAGCAAGCAGAAUCCAUUGACAAUCCGUUGCAUGAGGCUGCAAAGAGAGGCAACUUGAGCUGGCUGAGGGAGUGUCUGGACAACCGGGUUGGUGUGAACGGUUUGGACAAAGCAGGAAGCACUGCCUUGUACUGGGCUUGUCACGGGGGCCACAAAGAUAUCGUGGAAAUGCUAUUUACUCAACCAAACAUUGAACUGAACCAACAGAACAAGUUGGGAGACACAGCUUUGCACGCUGCUGCGUGGAAGGGCUAUGCAGAUAUUGUCCAGCUGCUUCUGGCAAAAGGUGCUAGAACGGACUUAAGAAACAAUGAGAAGAAGCUGGCCCUUGAAAUGGCAACGAAUGCAGCCUGUGCAUCUCUUCUGAAAAAGAAACAAGGAACAGUUACCUUUCUACCCAGUGAUCUUGCUGUCAGAUGCAGUUCGAACAUUAAGCAAUGCCGAGGACUAUCUUGAUGAUGAAGACUCAGACUAAUUUCCUCCCAGAGCUUCAAGAGUUAAACCUUCUGUUGCUUUUGCCAUUCCAAACCCUGUCUUUGCCAGAAGAGUAUUGGUAACUAUAAAAAGAAACGUCUAUAUGAAACGUGGCAGUACUGCACUGUAUUUGAGUAGAAUGAGCAAGUGCAUACUUCUCACCUUCAGUUUGCCAACCAGUGACUGCAUACUUUGCUGUAUAAAGUACAGUUUUGUUUAUCAGAGUAGGACUAGGAGAGAUUAUUUCUAUUUAUCAAGCUAAAGAAAUUUUUUGAAUUUUUUUCUUUUAAAAAUCAUGAUAUUUUAUUCUUUAAAGUUCUUUACUUCAAGGAUUAGAUAUUUUGAAUGGAUUAUUCAAGGGGGGGGUAGGCUGGGGUUGUGAUGCUUGUUAUAGUAAUAAACCAAAAGAUUUAACAGUAAAGUGUCAGCUAUUCUGACAAAAAUAAACAUUUUAAAAGACUUUA